CGAGUACCGCGUACGAUUUCGUCCACUCCGUUUCAAACUCUUCGACGAGAAUGUCGGGUUUCGCUCGCGAAGUUGCCUUCAUCGGCGUCCUUUUCGUUUCGAUCUUCUCGCUCGUCCACGCCGACGUUGUGCCCUUCAGACCGUGCCCUGUGGAAGAUCCUCAAGCUCCGGUCAACUGCACCAUCAACGAGGUCCGUAUUAACCCCUGCAAGGAAGCCAGCCAGGGCAAACCGUGUCGUUUCAAACGUGGCAUCAACGCUUCCCUCGAAUUCGACUACGUCGCCAAUUUCGCGGCCCCGGCUCUCGAGGGGAGAGCUUUUUGGGUAAACUCCGUAAUGGAAGUGCCUUUUAUGGGCAUGGAAGCUAACGCUUGUCUGGGCACGAGCUGUCCCGUAACCCCUGGUCAGGUGCAAACUUAUCACCAGGAAUUCCCGAUUUCCAAGAAGUACCCAGUGAGAACUUACGACGUCAAGUGGGCGAUUGUUAGCCCCGACGAACAACAGUGCUGCUUCAUCUUCCAAAUUAAAAUUCACAAAUAAAAAAAAAACCACGUUUUUUCUUUAUUGUAGGGAAAUGUUUUGUGCCCUAAGAUUUCCGACAAUGUUCAAUAAAAUUUUUAUGUUUGCUGGCACGUA
Venturia canescens is the source of this 635-nucleotide messenger RNA. Its product is annotated as MD-2-related lipid-recognition protein-like. The record is from RefSeq and is a predicted model, not a curated record. The transcript has 4 exons. Gene Ontology annotation, molecular function: sterol binding. Gene Ontology annotation, biological process: intracellular cholesterol transport. The coding region runs from base 51 to 539 and encodes 162 amino acids. Lineage: Eukaryota; Metazoa; Arthropoda; Insecta; Hymenoptera; Ichneumonidae.